Dama dama (fallow deer) is the source of this 4459-nucleotide messenger RNA. RefSeq names its product microtubule affinity regulating kinase 2 (gene MARK2). Gene Ontology annotation, cellular component: cytoplasm. Gene Ontology annotation, molecular function: ATP binding; tau-protein kinase activity; protein serine/threonine kinase activity. NCBI's taxonomy places the organism in Eukaryota, Metazoa, Chordata, Mammalia, Artiodactyla, Cervidae. The coding region runs from base 435 to 2699 and encodes 754 amino acids. The transcript has 19 exons. The record is from RefSeq and is a predicted model, not a curated record. Gene Ontology annotation, biological process: intracellular signal transduction; protein phosphorylation; microtubule cytoskeleton organization.
CCCUUUCCUCCCACCUGGUUCCUGGGUGGUGUCCGAGGGCUGUCUGGGGUUCCUGGCCACCAGGCCCCAGCCUGCAAGAAGCUGUGGGGCUCUGUCCCCGUCCCUCUCCUUGCCAAGCCCGGGCUCUCUCUGCUAGUGGUGGUUUCGGUUGCGACACAGUCCAGGUUCCCAGAGCCGCUCGGCCUGGCUGCUGUGCUCUUUUUCAUUGAGGAGGUGGUGGAAGGUGUCGCCUGCUUCAGCUGAGUAAGGGUGGCUGACGGUGCCAGCAGCCCCCGCCCUGGGCCUGGCUCUUCCCGGCCUCUGUACUUUGCCCUCGCUGCCUGACAGGUUCUGCUCUGGGCUCUGCUGAAUGGAAGUCGCUGGUAGUCCUUGUCCCUUUCUCCAGCCGGCCCCCCUUGGGACACCUCGACUCCAAGCCCAGCAGUAAGUCCAACAUGCUGCGGGGCCGCAACUCGGCCACCUCUGCUGACGAGCAGCCCCAUAUCGGCAACUACCGGCUCCUCAAGACCAUCGGCAAGGGUAACUUCGCCAAGGUGAAGCUGGCUCGGCAUAUCCUGACUGGGAAAGAGGUAGCUGUAAAGAUCAUUGACAAGACUCAGCUGAAUUCCUCCAGCCUCCAGAAACUCUUCCGUGAAGUAAGAAUAAUGAAGGUUCUGAACCAUCCCAACAUAGUUAAGUUAUUUGAAGUGAUCGAGACUGAGAAAACGCUCUACCUGGUCAUGGAGUACGCCAGUGGAGGAGAGGUGUUUGAUUACCUAGUGGCUCAUGGCAGGAUGAAAGAAAAAGAGGCUCGAGCCAAAUUCCGCCAGAUAGUGUCUGCUGUGCAGUACUGUCACCAGAAGUUUAUUGUUCAUAGAGACCUGAAGGCAGAAAACCUGCUCUUGGAUGCUGAUAUGAACAUCAAGAUUGCAGACUUUGGCUUCAGCAAUGAAUUCACCUUUGGGAACAAGCUGGAUACCUUCUGUGGCAGUCCUCCUUAUGCUGCCCCGGAGCUCUUCCAGGGCAAAAAGUAUGAUGGACCCGAGGUGGAUGUGUGGAGCCUGGGAGUUAUCCUAUACACACUGGUCAGCGGAUCCCUGCCUUUUGAUGGACAGAACCUCAAGGAGCUGCGGGAGCGGGUACUGAGGGGGAAAUACCGUAUUCCGUUCUACAUGUCCACAGACUGUGAAAACCUGCUCAAGAAAUUUCUCAUUCUCAAUCCCAGCAAGAGAGGCACUUUAGAGCAAAUCAUGAAAGAUCGGUGGAUGAAUGUGGGUCACGAAGAUGAUGAAUUAAAGCCUUAUGUGGAGCCACUCCCUGACUACAAGGACCCCCGGCGGACAGAGUUGAUGGUGUCCAUGGGUUACACGCGGGAAGAGAUCCAGGACUCCCUGGUGGGCCAGAGGUACAACGAGGUGAUGGCCACCUAUCUGCUCCUGGGCUACAAGAGCUCCGAGCUGGAGGGCGACAGCAUCACCUUGAAGCCCCGGCCUUCAGCUGAUCUGACCAAUAGCAGUGCCCCUUCCCCCUCCCACAAGGUACAGCGCAGCGUCUCCGCCAACCCCAAGCAGCGGCGCUUCAGCGACCAGGCUGGCCCUGCCAUCCCCACUUCCAAUUCCUACUCUAAGAAGACUCAGAGCAACAACGCAGAAAACAAGCGGCCUGAGGAGGACCGGGAGUCAGGACGGAAGGCCAGCAGCACAGCCAAAGUGCCUGCCAGCCCCCUGCCUGGCCUGGAGAGGAAGAAGACCACCCCCACGCCCUCCACGAACAGCGUCCUCUCCACCAGCACAAACCGAAGCAGGAAUUCCCCACUCCUGGAGAGGGCCAGCCUCGGCCAGGCCUCCAUCCAGAAUGGCAAAGACAGCCUAACCAUGCCAGGGUCCCGGGCCUCCACGGCUUCUGCUUCUGCCGCGGUCUCUGCGGCCCGGCCCCGCCAGCACCAGAAAUCCAUGUCGGCCUCCGUGCACCCCAACAAAGCCACUGGGCUGCCCCCCACGGACAGUAACUGUGAGGUGCCGCGGCCCAGCACAGCCCCCCAGCGUGUCCCUGUCGCCUCCCCCUCCGCCCACAACAUCAGCAGCAGUGGUGGAGCCCCAGACCGAACUAAUUUCCCCCGGGGUGUGUCCAGUCGAAGCACCUUCCACGCUGGACAGCUCCGGCAGGUGCGGGACCAGCAGAAUUUGCCCUACGGUGUCACCCCAGCCUCUCCCUCCGGCAACAGCCAGGGCCGGCGGGGGGCCUCGGGGAGCAUCUUCAGCAAAUUCACCUCCAAGUUUGUACGCAGAAAUCUGUCUUUCAGGUUUGCCAGAAGGAACCUGAAUGAACCUGAAAGCAAAGACCGAGUGGAGACGCUCAGACCUCACGUGGUGGGCAGCGGCAGCAACGACAAGGAGAAGGACGAGUUCCGGGAGGCCAAGCCCCGCUCGCUGCGCUUCACGUGGAGCAUGAAGACCACGAGCUCCAUGGAGCCCAACGAGAUGAUGCGGGAGAUCCGCAAGGUGCUGGACGCCAACAGCUGCCAGAGCGAGCUGCACGAGAAGUACAUGCUGCUCUGCAUGCAUGGCACGCCCGGCCACGAGAACUUCGUGCAGUGGGAGAUGGAGGUGUGCAAACUGCCGCGGCUGUCUCUCAACGGGGUUCGCUUUAAGCGGAUAUCGGGCACCUCCAUGGCCUUCAAAAACAUUGCCUCCAAAAUAGCCAACGAGCUUAAGCUUUAAUAGGCUGCCAGGAGUGGGGGGCGUGGAGGCGGCCAGCUGGACUUAGCUGCUGGGGCCGGCGCUCCGCCCGCCCGGGCCAGACUGCAGAGAUGGAUCGGUGUGUCUCCCCUGCUGGCACUUCCCUCCCCACCCCUCUCAGUUUUUUCUUCCAUGUUUGUGGGGAUGGGAGAUGGUUCUCUCCGCCUCCCCACGGUUACCCCUGCCCAGAUAGCCCCCCUUCCCCAUCUCUCCCACAGGAGGCAAAGGAAGGGGGGGAGGGGUGGGGGGGCAGGGCUCCCCCUCGGUACUGCGGUUGCACAGAGUAUUUCGCCUAAACCAAGAAAUUUUUUAUUACCAAAAAGAAAAAAGAAAAAAAAAAAUUUCCCAGCGGCCACCUUUCCUCCCUGCCCCAUUGGGACAGUCGAGACUGGAUCUGUGGGGUUUCCCGGGAGGGUGGCUCAGGGCUGGAACACUCUCAGGCAAGAGUGGUGGAGUUCCCUGUCAGGCCCUCCGCCAGGCCCACUUUGGGCUUCUCCCCUCUCCUCUCCUCCUUCCCCUCCAAGCAAACCACCAGAGGUGGCCUUCCCCUGACCUCAGGCCCCUGGGCUGGAGGCCUGGGCGGCUGGGGGCUGGGGCGGGGGUGCUGGCGGCAGCCUGGGGCUGGCAGGCUAGGCGCGGGGCUCGGCCUCCCUCCUCACUGUAUCCUCUGCCCCUCCUUCCCCAGAGGCUGGGCAUUUCCUUCCACAAGCUGCUGUGGGGACGUUCAUUCCCCUCCUCAAAAAGUCUGUGCCAUCUUCUCACCCCCUCCUGGGUAGAAGGCGGGGCUGACCCCAGGGCUGGGAGAGGGGAGGGAACCGCAGGGCAGAUGGGCUCCCUGGCCCCCGGGGGCCGCCCAGGCUGCUAGUCUCUGGAAUAGGGACGAUGGCAUCCUCCUUUCUGGGAGAGCCUUUGUCUGAAAGCACAGCCCCCUCGCGCCAGUCCUCUCCCCGCUGCUCCUCUUCAUUGGCAUUAAUCUGGGCACCAGCUAGUUCCAUAGCAGUGACUUCCCUCACCACUCAUCUCUUGGCCUUGCCUUCUCUUCCUCACACUGUCGCCCCUCCUCUCAGGAGACACUGCCCGGGGCCUCCAGGGCCGCCUGGCCGAGGCUGCGGAGGGCAGCGGGCCCGGGGCCUCUGCCCUCCACGGGGCUGGGGGGCAGAUAGGCCAAGGGCCUCCCAGCUCGCCGACCUCCGCAGCCAGUGUGGGAGUGGCUGGUUAUGGGCGCUUGGCUGGUGGCAGCCGCUGCAUCCCUUAAUUUAUUUCUCUGCUGUUUCUGUUCUUGAGAAAUUGGGGGAGGGGGUCCUAAACAGAGGCUGCCUCUACCCUCACCUGAGUUGUACAUUUUUUUGUGAUGGGUUUUAUUUUUUAUUAUUAUUAUUAUUUUUUUUUUGAUUUAUGAUGACUCCACCCCUACUCAUCACCCCACUCCCAGGCCUGGCUCCAUGGCAAGUCGAGCCCUUGGGUCCCAGGAAGGGGCCUUGCCAACCUCAGCCCUCCCGCCCCAAGCCCUGACUGUGGGCUCCGGCUCCUACCAAGGGCUCCCUCUCCCUCCCCCCUUCCUCUUCCUGCCCUAUGGAACAGCCCGGGUGCUCCCAGGGGCCCGGAGGGCAAGGCUUGGCUCCCAAAGGGGGUGGUGGCCGGGGGGCUCCCAGGCAAGGUGGCCCCUCCCCACCCAGCCCCCCUCCUGCACUUAGUCUCUCCUCUGGAUCAAACACGUAAUAAAGAGAAUGUUUGGAAUCUGA